AUGUCCUAUUUGAAGCAACGUGUAGACGCAAAUGUUGACCCCGGCUCAGCUGUAUGGAUUUCAGCCAUUGCUUUGGCAAUGCAAGGCAUUUCCAUGCCCCUAGGAGGCGCGAUUUUACCAAAGAUUGGCUACAGAGCUGUGGUCAUCAUAGGAUCCAUGAUAAACAGUGGCAGUGUUCUGCUCACCUAUUUUACAAUUCAAAAAGGCUUUGUCUACGUUGUUAUAACCUACGCUGUUAUGCUUGGUUUUGGAUUUGGUCUAUCCUAUGCCAUCAUCUUUUCCGUUGCUGGAUCGUGGUUUCCUAAACGCAGAUCUUUUAUUGUUGGUUUAAUCGUUGGCGGAUUUGGUCUUGGUGCACUUGUAUUUACGCCUAUCCAAACCGCGUACAUAAAUCCUAACAAUACAAUGGUCGGCAAUGUUUCUAAACUUUUUGAGGAAGAAGCUCUCCUAGACAGAGUUCCGAUCGCUUUCUUGCUGCUCGGUGGUUCACUUGCGGCUCUCCAAUUAAUCGGUAUCUUACUUCUCAACCAAAAACCGCAACCUAAAAAUAAGCCAAGUGCACAAGAAGAUGGUCGAAACACUAAAACUGAACUGAAGUCUCUAAUUCAGUCCGGUGAUACAGAGAAGAAUGUCGAACUAAACGAUGCUGACACACAGGAGACUGAUGACAACGCAAAGAAACUUGCGUAUCGCAGGAGUCGUUUCUCACUGGCUCAGGCGCACACCCACAUUAAAGACUUUGGCCCGGAGAAAGACGGGCAAAAAUCCCUCACCUGUCCACUAGAAAUUAACUAUCCACCACUUCAAACACUGCGUCGACACGAAUUCUACCUUCUCUGGAUUGUGAUGCUGAGCAACAUUAUUCCCAUCACCCUUAUUACAGCCUCCUUCAAGCUCGUAGGCCAAAUGCACAUCUCGGACGACCGGUUUCUCUCCGGUGUAGCAACAGCUAGUUCCCUUUUUAACUCUGGCGGCCGAAUCGCAUGGGGAGCUGUGUGUGACAGAUUCUCCUUCAAGGGGCCGCUGUGCCUAAUGCUCGCUACGUGGGCUACCAUCCUCUUCACCUUCCCCUACGUCGUGGCCAUCAAGACGGGCUCAAUGGCCAUCUACGCUGUUUGGGUGUGUCUCCUCUUCCUCUGUCUCUCUGGUGUCUUUGUCCUUAUGCCCGCUGCCACUAGUCGCAUUUUCGGACCCACCUAUAUGGCCGUGAACUAUGGGAUGAUCUUCAGUGCUUUUUCCAUCGGUAGCAUCAUUUGUGCUGUCAUAAGUGAGAAGCUGAAGGGCCACUGGACUCUCCUCUACGGCAUUUGCGGCAGCAUUUGUCUCUUCGCUCUAUUCAUAACAUUUUGGAUUGUGGAUCCCUUCAUUGCCAAGCGCGCAAACGUCUGUUCUCCUUGUGUAAGUCUACUUCAAAAGCUUCAGCCGCGUGUUCCCAUCGCAGAGCCAGAAUCCGGACCGACGACAUCCACUGCGUGA
Echinococcus granulosus is the source of this 1476-nucleotide messenger RNA. RefSeq names its product Monocarboxylate transporter. Gene Ontology annotation, biological process: transmembrane transport. NCBI's taxonomy places the organism in Eukaryota, Metazoa, Platyhelminthes, Cestoda, Cyclophyllidea, Taeniidae. Gene Ontology annotation, molecular function: transmembrane transporter activity. The record is from RefSeq and is a predicted model, not a curated record. The transcript is spliced from 11 exons. The coding region runs from base 1 to 1476 and encodes 491 amino acids.